Meriones unguiculatus (Mongolian gerbil) is the source of this 2136-nucleotide messenger RNA. It is a transcript of the gene Klhl31, whose product is annotated as kelch like family member 31. Gene Ontology annotation, molecular function: protein binding. Gene Ontology annotation, biological process: negative regulation of protein phosphorylation. The coding region runs from base 1 to 1905 and encodes 634 amino acids. The transcript has 2 exons. NCBI's taxonomy places the organism in Eukaryota, Metazoa, Chordata, Mammalia, Rodentia, Muridae. The record is from RefSeq and is a predicted model, not a curated record. Gene Ontology annotation, cellular component: nucleus; cytoplasm.
AUGGCCCCCAAAAAGAAGACUACCAAGAAGAACAAAGCAGAGAUCAAUGAGAUGACAAUCAUCGUAGAAGACAGCCCCCUAAACAAGUUGAAUGCUCUGCACGGGCUCCUAGAGGGAGGCAACAGCCUUAGCUGUGUUUCUUCUGAGCUAACAGACACUUCUUAUGGCCCCAACCUCCUGGAAGGUUUAAGUAAAAUGCGGCAAGAGAGCUUUCUGUGUGACUUAGUCAUUGGCACCAAAACCAAAUCCUUUGAUGUUCACAAAUCUGUGAUGGCUUCAUGCAGCGAAUACUUCUACAACAUCCUUAAAAAUGACCCAUCAACGAAAAGGGUGGACCUCAAUGAUAUCGCGCCCUUAGGUCUAGCCACUGUGAUCGCGUACGCUUACUCGGGAAAGCUGACGCUCUCUCUCUACACAAUAGGAAGCAUCAUUUCUGCUGCCGUGUACCUUCAGAUCCACACUCUCGUAAAGAUGUGCAGCGAUUUUCUGAUACGAGAGAUCAGCGUCGAGAACUGCAUGUAUGUUGUUAACAUUGCUGAAACAUACUGCUUGAAAAAUGCGAAAGCCACAGCCCAGAAAUUUAUCCGGGAUAACUUCAUAGAAUUUGCAGAAUCUGAACAAUUUAUGAAGCUUACCUUUGAGCAAAUAAACGAGCUUCUCAUAGAUGACGACUUGCAAUUGCCUUCUGAGCUAGUAGCAUUCCAGAUUGCAAUGAAAUGGUUAGAAUUCGACCAAAAGAGAGUGAAGCACGCUGCAGAUCUUUUAAGCAACAUUCGCUUUGGUACCAUCUCUGCACAAGACCUGGUCAAUUAUGUUCAGACUGUACCAAGGAUGAUGCAAGACGCUGAUUGCCAUAAACUGCUGGUGGAUGCUAUGAACUAUCAUUUACUACCUUACCAUCAGAACACACUGCAAUCUAGGCGAACGAGAAUUAGAGGUGGCUGCCGAGUCCUUAUCACUGUUGGGGGAAGGCCUGGUCUGACCGAGAAGUCCCUCAGUAGAGACAUUUUAUAUAGAGACCCUGAAAAUGGAUGGAGCAAGCUCACGGAAAUGCCAGCCAAGAGUUUCAAUCAGUGCGUGGCCGUGAUGGACGGAUUCCUUUAUGUUGCCGGUGGCGAGGACCAGAAUGAUGCAAGAAACCAAGCUAAGCACGCUGUCAGCAAUUUCUGCAGGUACGAUCCCCGCUUCAACACCUGGAUCCACCUGGGCAGCAUGAACCAGAAGCGCACGCACUUCAGCCUGAGCGUGUUCAACGGGCUCCUGUACGCGGCGGGGGGCCGCAACGCGGAGGGCAGCCUGGCCUCGCUGGAGUGCUACGUGCCCUCCAGCAACCAGUGGCAGCCCAAGGCGCCGCUGGAGGUGGCCCGCUGCUGCCACGCCAGCGCGGUGGCCGACGGCCGCGUGGUGGUGACGGGCGGCUACAUCGGCGGCGCGUACUCGCGCUCCGCGUGCGCCUACGACCCCGCGCACGACGCCUGGCAAGAGCUGCCCGCGCUGAGCACGCCCCGGGGCUGGCACUGCGCCGUGGCCCUGGGCGACAGGGUGUACGUGAUGGGGGGCAGCCAGCUGGGGCCCCGCGGGGAGCGCGUGGACGUGCUCACGGUGGAGAGCCUCGGCCCCGCGGCGCGCCAGUGGAGCUUCGCGGCGCCCCUGCCGGUGGGCGUGAGCACGGCGGGCGUCUCGUCUCUCAACGGCCGCGCCUACCUGGUGGGCGGCUGGAACGAGGGCGAGAAGAAGUACAAGAAGUGCAUCCAGUGCUUCAACCCCGAGCUCAACGAGUGGACGGAGGACGACGAGCUGCCGGAGGCCACCGUGGGCGUGUCCUGCUGCACGCUGGCCAUGCCCAACAGCGUGUCCCGAGAGUCGCGGGCCAGCUCGGUGUCCUCCGUGCCGGUCAGCAUCUGAACGCGUUGCUUCCCCGAGGCCCUGUGGUCAGACUGUGAGUGGACCACAAGGAGAAACUAGGCACCGGUUACUACAGUGAUGGUGAUUCAGAUUCUUAGUUGGGCAGCAUCUACCUCAGUCUUUCCCCGGCCUCCCGGCCUCCCACCCACGAAACACAGAGCUGUAGCCAACACAGGAAGCUAUUUCGUUCAGCAGCCACUGGGUGGCAAGCGGAGUUUGUUGCGGGCGCUC